AGAAUUCCAAGCACGAUACUGAAGCAAUUGCUUUCUGUUCGUUUCCGGGCGGUCACAAUUGAAAUCAGAUACACUCUUGGAAUCCGAUUGAUUCGCAUCGUUAACAAUGGAGCAGCGAUUGUUUUUGGUUUUUGCAGCGAUUUUAAUUCAGGGUAUUUUGGCGGCGCCAAAUGGCUCUAGCCUUCCGUCGGACCCUUCAUCGGUGACCCAGUCGAAGGAAGCAGAGCUGUCUGAGGAAUUCGAACGUUUGAAGAAUGACGCAGAGCAGUUCCGAGACCAAGUCCUCAAGUUUACGAUGGCAGUUUCCUCUCAGCUGGACCCUAACUCCUCCCUCCGCGAGAUCAUCAACAAAGUCGCUGACACCGCCACCUCACAAACCAUGACUUACAUCAAACAGGUUGAGGAUGGCGCGAUGGCUUUCAUGGACCGCGUAGGCCAAGUGACGAGCGACGCGGGAAACAAGGCCCUGGAGAGCACCGUAACCGCAGCUGAGAGAGCCAUCGAGGACCUGCGUUCCCGAAGCGAGAGGAUGUUCAACAACGGACUCGCCUACCUCCGCAGCAUCCAGGAGAAGAUCAACAAGGACCAGGAUUUGGACUCCAACCUGCCCUUCCAGACCCAAUCCUACCUUUCCUUCAUCCAGAAUGACGUCGAGAGGAAGUUGAACGCCAACCCUCAGCUCCCGAUCGCGCACUCCCCACCCAGAGGCUGGAUCGAUACUGAGUCACAGUCGAACGAAGACGAGAACCAGCACCUCCAACGCCGCGACCCAACUCCUCAGGGCUCCCAGAGCACCAACGACAACGGCGGUUUGACAUCUGCGAUCACCCAGCAGUACCAGGGUCUCCGUGACUCCGGGGUGAACGUGAUCAAAGGCGUGGCCAGCCUGGGGACCGGAAGCAUCAUCGGGAUCCUGGACGGGCUCUCGGCCAUCCUCACGACGACGACGGAGGUGAGCCAGCAGGCCAAGAAGGUCCUCAGCGACAUCAACCGCUCCGGCGCUCACGCCGUGUCCUCGGUCAUCGGCACCGCCGGCUCCCUCGUCAGCACCACCCUCGAUAGAACUGGCUCCGUCGUCGAUUCCCUCAGGAUGGCCGGUGGGAACGCGGAUGGGAAGUCCACCGUCGAGGAGGUCAAGGACCAGGCCGGCAAGAAGAACUGAUCUCCUAGGGGUAUCCGGGACUGAGGAAUUCUUUGCCGUACUAUGGACGAACGCUGCACAGUGGAUCGAGUCUAUGAGAGAGGUCGGACAAAAUUUGGAAACUUUAAACGCUUAUACCGUCGUCUCCUGGACGAAAGAACGUAACUCCAUUUCAAUGUUGCCAAAUUUCCCCUCGCAAAUCGCCUAUUAAUCAUGAGAAUCUUGGGCAUUUCUAACUGAAAAUUUCCCCGAUUUUUCUCUAGAUUCCAAGCAAAAAAUAGCAAUAUUUUGGAUACAAAUUGCUUACGUAAAUUUUUGUAAAAUAAAUCAAUUGUCUGAGUCAAUUUGGCAACCUUGCAAUGGAGUUACGUUCCUUCGUGCGGGAGACGACGAUACAUACAUAUAAAAUCGUUUUUAUAGCGCUCUCUGGCGCUCUGCGACACCAAGCCGCCAAAGUCCCCUACCCUCCCAAAGCCCGUCAGGGAGUUGGUACACCCUAAUUUCUUCUGAGACCUUAUAACUCAGUUAAAUCAAAACCUUGAGAUUUUAAAAAUGGUUCCAUUGGUCCCCUCGUGAAAUCUUCUUCUCUUAAAAUUUAAAAUAUGACGAAGUGAUCAUCAAAAUGGCCAGUUUUAGUUUAAAAUUAGAUACCCGACCUCUCUGAUUGACUCCAUCCACUGUGCGCCGUAUGAGCCCUCAGACGUCGCCAAAUUUCCUACGACCAAUCACGCAUUUUCGGGGAAAUUUGUAAAUAUUU
This is a messenger RNA of Bemisia tabaci, 1898 nucleotides long. RefSeq lists its product as uncharacterized. The record is from RefSeq and is a predicted model, not a curated record. NCBI's taxonomy places the organism in Eukaryota, Metazoa, Arthropoda, Insecta, Hemiptera, Aleyrodidae.